AUGGAUGGGAUGUCUUCAGAGGCUAACGAAGAGAAUGAUAAUACACAGAAGCCUGUUAGAAGACGGCGCUCCUCAAUUUUGAAACCCCCAAGGAGUCCUCUUCAGGACCUCAAAUGUGGAAAUGAAACAGUGCAGGAAUUUAAUGCUCCAAGAACUAGAAAAAGCUCUCGUCGAGUCAGCUUUGCUGAUACCAUAAAAGUAUUCCAGACAGAGCCUCAAAUGAAAACAGAGAGAAAUUCAGAAAUUACAGGUAUGAACACAUUACUUUGUGCUCCUAUUCAGACCCAGGUGCAACAAAAGGAGUUUUCAGUUAUAGACUACAACCAUGAAAAGAAACAUGCAAAUGACCAGACGGUCAUUUUUUCAGAUGAAAACCAAAUGGACCUGACAGCAAGUCACACUGUGAUGAUUAGCAAAGGCCUUUCAAAUUCUACCAAAAGUGACAACUCCACAAAGAUAGAUACCACAUCCUUUCUGGAGAAUUUAAAGAAUCAUGCUGAGGAAUCAAGAAUUAAAAAGAAAUUAGAAUGCCCCAUAAUUUCCAUAAGUCAAAAUACUUUCCCAGGAAAAAUAAAUUCUGACAACUUCAUAAAAAGAUUAAAAACAGGAAAAUACAGUACCUCUCUUGAUAAGGAAAAUUCUGAGAUACCUACUUAUUCCAAAGAAUCAAACAGUGUCUCUUCUACACAUCAAAUGCAUGUAUCUCUUAAUGUUGAUAAAAACAGUAGUAAUAGGACUAGAAUCUUUAGCGAACAAGGUGAUGGGAUGGAUCUGACCCAGUGUCAUACAGCCUAUAUCCAGACUUCGAUUCCUCCAUCUGGGCAGGACAACUUAGGAGGAUUUAAACAUGACACUGUAAUUUAUAGCAAUGAGUGUAUGGAGUUGACAGCUAACUAUACAACAUGGCUUUUGCCAUCAGAAAAUAAUUUAUCUGAAACAGAAACGAAAACUCAAAAUGUCAUGAUGAAUUUUAGAACAGUUGAUGAAACUAAAGCUUCAGAGAAGAAAACAGUUCUUAAGGAUAAACUAAAUGCUGCUUUCCAAGUCUCUUUUCUAAACCCUGAAAAUAAAGUUCAUAUUACCAAAAGUCAUAAUAUGGAGCCAGAAACUCAUACAGUCUCACAGACCAAUCAAGGUGCCAGCACAUUCGAUAAAACCUCAAAAUCUAUAUGUUCUAGUCCAACUAUUCAAGGGUAUAAGACAAUUUUUUAUUCUAGUAGCAAUGAUGCAAUGGAACUGACGAAGUGUCUAUCAAGUACGAAGGAGGAAAAAAGUUUGCUGAAGCCUGAUGGUAAUUAUUCUAAAGUAUGUGCCAGUCCAGUUGCUGUCCCACUCAUAGAGAAAACUUCUUAUUCAGAAGAGGAUAACAUGGAAAUUACCAAGAGUCACACAAUUGUAAUAGAUAAUGAGAUGUUCACACAAGGUCAAGAAAACAUUAAAAAAGAAAUUACAGGUAUACCAGUAUUUGAAAAAGAAAUGAUUCUCCAAAAUCAUAUAACUACAUCAGAAGAUGAGAAAAUGAAUGUAAAUUGUAUUACAGUUCCUCAAGUAUUUAAGGAAGGAUCACAAGAGAGCCUGACAGAUAGAUUAUCUGACAGAAGGACUGAACUCUUAGCAGGUGAAGAUAAGGAUUUGCCUGAAAGUUAUACAAGUCAGUUAAGAAGUCAAGUUAUUCCUACAACUUUUGACUUAGCCUCAAAGAAUUUCACUGAAUCUUAUUCUCAGAGCAAAAACCCUUCAGAUGACAGGGGAAAAGUGACUAAAAUUUUGGAUGAACAAGUAACACUAGGACAUACAAUACAGGACCAGAAUUCUAAACUUCUUGAGCCACAGAGGAAAAACUUAGAUGAUCCCACACCUGCCUGUUCUCAUAAGAUGAUAAUUUCUUCAGAGGAGGAACAAACUAUGGAUCUAACCAAGAGCCACACUAUUGUAAUCGGGUUUGGGCCUUCUGAAAUACAAGAACAAAGUAAGACUAACUUAGAACAUAGAAACAGCCAGCUCACAACAGUAAACAGACAAAUAGAUGUGAGCAUUCCUAUAGAAAAAACUAUAGUAACAACUAAUGAGAUGGACAUGUUAAAGGACAGAAGUAUACAGAAGCCUGAAUUUCUGAAGGAAAAGCAAAAUGUCGAAAUCUGUGAAAGAAAAAGUGCUCAUGGACUACAAAUUGAUAAAACCAUAUUAUUUUCAGAGGGUAAUGAGAAUGAUAUGGAUGUCACCAGGAGUUACACGGUGAAAAUAAACCAUAGAUCUUUAUUGGAUAAACAUGAUUCUCCUUUACCUAUGGCAGGAACUUCUAAAACCAUUUUGUAUUCAUGUGGACAGGAUGAAAUGGAAAUCACUAGGAGUCACACAACUGCUUUAGAAUGUAAAAUUAUUUCACCAGAUGAAAUAACUCCUAGCCACCCAGAUAAUGCUGUGGUGUCUAUUGAAACUCAUGAGGAACUAGACAUGACAAAGUCCCAUACUGUUUUCAUUGACUGUCAAGCAGAGGCGAACAGUGCCCUUCCAGACAGACUUGACUUUGAGUUAUCCAAGAAAAAAUGCCCACAAAAGCCAAAAGGGAUGUCUACUCCUGCUGAAGAGAUUGUGUCCAUUUCAAAAAAUAGUGAAAGCAACCAUCUAGCAUCAAAAGGUAGCCAACUGACAAUAGUGGAGGAAGGGUCUAAUAGUGGGCCUAGAAAAGACACUAAUGAUGAUUCUGAGACAUCUAAAUUAGCCACUUGGAAAAAUGCCAAAGAUAUACAAAAACCUGGAUUUCUGAAUGAACUUCUGCCAAACAAAACUCAGAGAAGAAAAAGCCUUAGGCUCCAUAACAAGACGUUUCCAGAAAAUGCUAAAAAUAAUAGAGAUACCACUCAGAGUUCUGUGGUUGAAAUAAGUAAUAAAAUUAACCUGGAAGAUGGAGAGGACUUCAGUUUUGUGCCAUUGACAGGAACUUUUAAACCAGUUUUGUCUGCACACACGCCAGAGGACAUGGAAAUCUCUAGAAGUCAAACCACUGCUUUAGAAAAUAAAACUGACCCAGCAGAUGAAAUAACUACCAUACCUAUGGAUAACACUGUAAUGUUUCUAGAUAAUUUUGGUGAUCUGGAUGUCACCAAGUCCCAUACUGUUUUCAUCGAUUGUCAAGUCAAAGAAAAUGUACUUCAUGAAUAUACUAAGCUGGGAAUGGCAAGAACAGAAAACUUCAGUAGUCCUGAAAGUGAUACCUGUAUUCAAGAAGCAUCAAACUCUAUAGCUUCAUCUAAUGUUUCAUGCUUUAGUAGUGUUAAGCCAAGUCUGAGUAAUUUGAAUGGAAAAACUGAGGAUGUUUUAGAUUUUCAGACUGUUAUAUUACCUCCUGCAGAACAGUCACUUGAAAUAGGAAAUCAGGCACAUAAUAACAUGAGUAUAGCGCAAACUACAGAAAUGUAUAAUCCAGGUUCCAGUGAUGGUAGAGAUGAAGAAAGUGAAAAUCUUCGUACUGGAGCUGAAACUACCUCUCUACCACUAACCGUUGUCAAAGACAAAACAAGAAGAUGUUCACUGGGAAUCUUUUUGCCCAAAUUUCCAAACAAGAAAAAUUGUAGUAUCACUGUUGUUGAUGACCUGGAGCAGAUUCCAGCAGGUGGAACUGACUUAAAUCACUUAGAAACUCAGCUAGUCUCUAGUAAAGAUUCAGACAUUGGAGCUGUUGCAGCCAAACUGAACUUGAGUCCAUCUCAGUAUAUAAAUGAGGAAAAUCUCCCUAUAUAUCCCGAUGAGAUUCUUUCCUCAGACUCUAUCAGCAUAGACACUGAAGAAAAGUCUCUGAUUGACACAUACUAUAAAGAGAUUUUACCAUCUGAAUGCAAAAUAGAUAUUUGCAAUGCCCCAAAGAGAACCUGGGUACAAGAAGAUGAUAAUGUUAUAAAUGAGAAAAAAAUCAGAACACAUGAUAGUACACAAAAUCAGGAGAUUUUUGAACAUCAUACUGAAGGGGAUAUCAAUAAAAAUGUCAACAGUGUACUGAUAAAAAGCCUGAGCAGAACCCCGUCUAGUUGCAGCAGUGAUCAGGAUUCAGUCAAGGCUGAUGGAAUCUCUCUGGACAUCAGUACACAACGCAAUAGCCAAAUGGAAUCACAGUUCCUUGGUGACAGUAUCUGUGAAGAUAGUUUGAGGGAGAAACUCAAAAACGGACAAAUUACAAUAAAGGAGUUCUUCAUACUUCUUCAGGUCCACAUUUUAAUACAGAAACCCAGGCAGAGCCAUCUUCCAGCCAAAUUUGCUAUAAACUCAUCACCUACCCCUGAAGAUCUGAUGUUGAGACAGUAUGUUUAUGGACCCAAGAUACAGAUUUACAGAGAAGAUUGUGAGCUUCUUCGCCAAAAGAUUGAAGAAUUACAGGUAUCUGCAUUGACCCAAGAUAAACUAUUGACUGCUGUAAAUAGGAACUUGUGGGAAAAAAUGAAAGACUGCUCUAAUGAAGAGCUGAAGACCUAUGGGAUUUACCUUAACAAAAUAAAGUCACGUUAUACCAAGAUGACAAAAGUCUUCACUCACCAAGGAAAAGUGGCUCUCUAUAACAAAUUGGUGCAUUCAGCUGAGAAUGAAAAGAAGAAACUUCAGAUAAAAAUGAAUAAGAUUGACAACAUACUUAAGAAGCUCAAUAACUGUCUCACUGAAGUAGAAAUAGAAACUAGGAAAUUGGAGAGUGAAGAGAAAGAUGACCCUAUGGAAGAAUGGGAUUCUGAAAUGAAAUAUGCAGAAAAAGAACUGGAACAGUUGAAAACUGAAGAGGAGGAGCUCCAAAGAAAGUUCUUAGAAGUAGAGACACAGAAAAUGCAGACUCUUGCUCAGAUAGAGUUUAUAAAAGAACAAACAAAGAAAACCGAAGAAUUACUAGAUCAACCGAGUUUGUCUGAGUGGGAUGUCAUUGAGUGGAGUGAUGAUCAAGCUGUAUUUACCUUUGUUUAUGACACAAUAGAACUUACCAUCACCUUUGGAGAACCAGUAGUUGGUCUCCCUUUCUUGGACAAGCCUUACAGGAAGAUUGAUGAGCUCAAUUUUCAGUCUAUGUUAGAUGAACAUAAAGCUCCUCCUUCCUCCCUUUUAGUUCAUAAGCUAAUUUUUCAGUACAUUGAGGAACAGGAGUCCUGGAAGAAGAAAUGCACAACACAACAUCAGGUACCCCAGAUGCUUCAAGAACUCUCACUAGUAGUAAACCAUUGCAGACUUCUUGGAGAAGAGAUUGAAUUUUUAAAGAGAUGGGGGCCAAAUUAUAGCCUAAUGGAUAUAAAUGUGAAUAAUAUUGAAUUAAGACUUUUAUUCUCCAGCACUGCAGCAUUUGCAAAAUUUGAGAUAACUUUGUUUCUCUCAGCCCAGUAUCCCUUCGUCCCACUGCCAUUCGCCAUUCAUAAUCACCUUGGGAACACGAGCCACGAUGAAAUUGCUGCAAUUAUAUCUAAAGUGCCUUUAGAGGACAACUACCUGAAGAAUGUGGUCAAACAAAUUUACCAACAUCUACUUAAGGACUGAAAUUUUUACCAUAAGACCCACGGAUCACAGCUAUAAACAACUAAGGAAAAAUGCAUUUACCCAGGCCUAGAGGUGCAUUCUUGUAAUUGCAGGAAUCGAGUGAGAUAAGAUCACAAGGUCAGGGUAGCACGG
Molecule: messenger RNA, 5634 nt
Organism: Arvicola amphibius (Eurasian water vole)
Lineage: Eukaryota; Metazoa; Chordata; Mammalia; Rodentia; Cricetidae
Gene: Knl1
Product: kinetochore scaffold 1
Biological process (GO): attachment of spindle microtubules to kinetochore; cell division; protein localization to kinetochore
Cellular component (GO): nucleus
Source: RefSeq, a predicted model, not a curated record